AUGCAUGUAAUUGCUUUCUUGACUUUUCUUUUCCUUCCGGACGGAGACAGCGAAGAGCGGCCAUUGAGCUGCUUCAUUCAAGCUUUGCCCGCUUUUCACUUUUGUCGUCUCCCUGCCUCCUCUACUUCGUUCCGAUCCCUCUUUUUGGUAACUUGCUUCUGCCAAAACAUCUGGAUUCUGCGUCUGCGUGCCACAAUCACUAAUGCUGUGCACACCUCAUCAGCUCGCAGCGAGGAAGUGUAUCUCAUGUCGGGGGCGCGGAUUCUUCCCUACGUGGACACGGCGCCGUGCCAACGGAACGUGAUUCAGGCGCGUGCCAUGGUGCGCCACGAGGCGGAGUACAAUCUAGGGGGAAAAACUGCGUACGAAGAGAAGCGUCGCGCCUUGCUAGAGCUCCAGCGGAAAAACAUGGACGAAUAUAACAAAUUUAGGGAUGAUAUAAGUGUGGCUCGCAGGGAGCUUUUUCUCGCUUUAGCCUCCCAGAACUCAAAUCCAUCCCUUAGGAAACGGCGGCGGUCUCCAGACACUAUGGUGGAGUGUGAGGUGCUUCGUUUUGAGGGGCUUCUCACGGAGUCUUUGGGGCUGGAGUUGCGCCUGCAGUGUGGAGAAGGCCAAGCCAAAGAGUGCGCAGACGCAGCGGUGGUGCUAGAGGCAUUGCAGUGCACACAGGAGGCGCUGCACGCCACGAGGCGCCGCACAGAGGAGAUCAACGCGCUGCGUUGCGUGGAGCAGCAGCAAUUUGCAAAGCUGCUGGCCGUAAAGGAGCGAGUGGCACGCGGACGCCUGGAUAAAACUCGUGCACUUGAAAAAAUUCUGCGGGAAACUGAGAGAACUCGUCAUCGCUCAACGCUGCUGAAUUCUCUGGAAUGA
Trypanosoma conorhini is the source of this 870-nucleotide messenger RNA. RefSeq lists its product as uncharacterized. The record is from RefSeq and is a predicted model, not a curated record. NCBI's taxonomy places the organism in Eukaryota, Euglenozoa, Kinetoplastea, Trypanosomatida, Trypanosomatidae. The transcript has a single exon. The coding region runs from base 1 to 870 and encodes 289 amino acids.